Messenger RNA from Heterobasidion irregulare TC 32-1, 1203 nucleotides. RefSeq lists its product as uncharacterized. Gene Ontology annotation, molecular function: nucleic acid binding; zinc ion binding. The record is from RefSeq and is a predicted model, not a curated record. The transcript is spliced from 2 exons. NCBI's taxonomy places the organism in Eukaryota, Fungi, Basidiomycota, Agaricomycetes, Russulales, Bondarzewiaceae. The coding region runs from base 1 to 1203 and encodes 400 amino acids.
AUGUCUGCUGUUUCUGUCUCUACCAACACCCUCCCAUCAAAUGUGCCCAAGCUGGACCCAAAGGGAACCAACUGGGUCAUCUUCUCAAUCCGCUUCAAGGAUGCUAUCACCACAAAGAAGAAGUGGGGCCAUUUUGAUGGCACUGCUCCCUGCCCCUCAUUCACAGUUGCUACGGGUGCAACCUUAUCCGAGAAGCAACUCACCACGAUUCAGACUUGGAAUGAUGAUGAAGCAUCUGCCAAGUAUCUUCUCUCACAACGACUCCCUGACUCAACUGUUAUUCGUACCAACAAGAUUGCUAUGAUAGCCACACACUGGGCCUCCAUUGUUACUGACUACACUGCAAAGAGUGCAUUUGCUCAGACCGCACUUCGCAAAGAGUUCCUCGACCUGUGCAUGCCUCGUUCUGGCGAUGUCGACACCUUCUUCAAAGAUCUAGCUGCAAAGAAGGAGAAGCUUGCGACAUGCGGAUCCUCGGCAGAGAAGAAAUUUGAUAUUCAAGUCCUGAUGGACCUUGUGGUCGAGGAGUAUGAGCAUCUCACGCGUGAACAAGGGGCAAACACUGGUGGCAGUAACAGCAGCUCGAAUGCAAAUGAUGUUGCCUUGUUAGUGAUGGGAGGCAGUGGAGAAAGAGGAAAGAGCAAGCGACCAUUUCAGGGCGCGUGCUGGAACUGCGGUGAGAAGGGUCACAUUUGGGACAAGUGUCCUAAGCUGAAGAAGACUGACGGCAGCUCAUCAAGCAAGUCUGGCUUGAAAACCACCGGGUCUGCAAAUGUGGCCGUCGACUAUGACUCCAACAGCGAUGGCUUCUGGAUAGCUGAAAGCAUGUCUGGUGCAUUGGAGGUAGAUGACGACGAAGGCCACGGUUCAAUGCUGAGUCUAUACUCAGUGUCAGGCAGUGAUGCCAGUGACAGCGUGCCUACAUUAGAUGAUGAUGAAGGGGGCUGGUUCUCGGAGAUGGAGGAAGAUGAGGGCGGAGAGUUCGAGGCAUGGGCUGGAGAUAUGUGUCCGGAAGUGUAUGGUGAUGUUGCGCGGGACCUGGCCAGUUCCAUCAGCGGCGUCAACCCCGACUCAGUGCAUAAUGACACCUCUGUCACCAACAUGACUGACGAGCCAGAGUUAUCUGCUGCUGUUUUUCCAGGUGUCAAUAGUGCAGCCUACAGCAGGCAUUGCCACGCUAUCUUUGAUUCCGGUGCCACGUGA